Musca vetustissima is the source of this 287-nucleotide messenger RNA. RefSeq names its product cytochrome c oxidase assembly factor 3, mitochondrial-like. The coding region runs from base 24 to 287 and encodes 87 amino acids. Gene Ontology annotation, cellular component: mitochondrial inner membrane. The record is from RefSeq and is a predicted model, not a curated record. Gene Ontology annotation, biological process: mitochondrial respiratory chain complex IV assembly. The transcript has a single exon. NCBI's taxonomy places the organism in Eukaryota, Metazoa, Arthropoda, Insecta, Diptera, Muscidae.
UAAUUAAAAAAUUAUUUAAAAUAAUGUCUAAUCCUGGUGAAAAGGCUCCAAAUAUCAAAUACGCUGAAGGAAAAAUCGAUAAAGCCCAGCUGGAGUUUAUGAAAUUGAUUGAACAACAGAAUUUGGAACGGGUACAGAAACUAAAACGUGUUAGACGUAAUAAUUUGUUAACAGCCGGCUCCCUGAUAUUCUCUGUUGUGGGCAUAUAUGCCUAUUCCAUUUAUUCGGUGAAACAAGAGAAAUUUUUGGACGACUUUGAAGAGCCGAAAAAAGUCAACACCAAUUAA